Molecule: messenger RNA, 684 nt
Organism: Iphiclides podalirius (scarce swallowtail)
Lineage: Eukaryota; Metazoa; Arthropoda; Insecta; Lepidoptera; Papilionidae
Source: the annotation of a GenBank genome assembly
AUGUCCAACUUGUCAGAUAUUAUCACCACACAAAACAGGCUUGAAGAAAACAUCUCUAAAAGAUUUGAUGAACUCCAAGCUCAGAUAACAAAUGCUGGAUCAUCAAAAGACACCGUUGCAAAAGUUGGUGAAGAACUCCGGAGCUUCAGGGAGAUCAUUUUUGGUAUCCUUAGUCUUCUCCGGAAACAAAUAAGGGAAUGUGCCAUUCAAGUCGAUGAACUUGAGUCAAGGAACCGCAGGAAGGCCCUCAUUGUGGCUGGUGUACCCGAAAAGGAUAAGGAAGACUGCACCCAGAUGAUUCUUGAGGUCCUUAAUAACAAAAUGGGCCUUAGUGACAUAACUAAGUCUUCCAUAAAAGUGUGUCACAGACUUGGAGCACCUAAUAAGGAGCAUCACAGACCCAUCCUUGUAAGGUUCAUCAGCGUUGACACCAAAUUGAUGGUAUGGAAGACUAAGACCAAACUGAAGGGUUCUUCUGUAUCUCUGAAGGAGUUCCUUACGAAGACUAGGCAAGCUGUGUUCACUAAAUCGCGUCUCCAUUUUGGAAUGCGUUCUGUUUGGACACAAAGUGGCAUUAUAGUCAUUAAAACACCAAGUGGAGUCACUCAUAGAAUCACUACAGAUGAGGAAUUGGGACCUCUCAUCGCCAAGUAUCCAAAGGCAGCAGGGAAGUCCUCGACUGUA